UUAAAGCAGAGAAACAGUAGAGAAAGACAUGUCCAUAUUUUCCACUUGACAUCUUCACGUCUGUGUGGCAAUUUCAUUGAUGUUCUGCCUUAGCGGUCCUUGACUUAACCCUUAAUGGAAAAAAGUAUAGUUCUAUGCAAAGAUUAAGAAUCAAAUAGAGGUUACUAUCUUUGCUGUGCAAUUGCAAAUAAAAAAAGUGGGCUAUAUAGAUAUAUAUUUUUUAAUAUACGCUUAAAAUAUAAUGUAAAAACAGCGCACUGACAUUUGCACCGUAUAUAAAUAUGUAUAUGUGUACUAUAUUUUAUUUCUUAUAGCCCGUAACCGGCGCCUGGUAUUUGAGGUGGAAAAUUAUUACCUGAGCUUCGACUUUUCCCCUCAAUCCCCAUUCUACCCCACCCGUUAAAGACUCUCUCUCUCUCUCUCUCUCUCUCUCUCUCUCUCUCCUGUGUUGUCUGGGAGGGGGAGCCCUGCCUCUUUCCUCAGAUCAAUGCCCUGGCCACUCACUUUCUGAUGUUGCACGACGGGAAAUGCUUUGAAUACUUGCGACAUGGCCGCUUGCAUUGAUUGCCAAAAUUGGCAGCAGUAACCAUCGUCUUCUCUCGCGUCUGUUUUUGUAGUGUGGUAAAAACGCGAUAAUACACUUACAACCGCUCUCAGCAAUUUUGACAGUUCAACUUCACAUAGCCAAAGCGGGAUUCCCUCUUCGGUCAGUGGAAGCGACACACUUUUUUUUCCUUUCCUGUUCUGCAGAUCAGUGUUUUUUAUUUCUAACCUGUUUCAAAACCAAAAACGGGAUUCGGCGAAGACCAUCGUGUGUUCUUGGUACCCUGCUCGCAUCAAGGGCUUUCUGUCCGUGGAUUUGGAGAGGAACUUGUGGUUUUGUGCGAGCAAAGAGCAUUUCCUUACUGGAUCCGACGAGCAGAUAUUUACAGACAGAUCGCAGACGAACGCUUAUGGUGCCAGUAAUUUUCAUGAAUUCAAAAUCAACACACCAGUAAUUUUUGGGAGCUGGGGAUAAAGUCUUUCUGUUUACAACCCAAAUGCUGAACAUGGAGGGCUUUCUGCGUAGCAGCUUUUUACUGAGCAGAAUUAUGUCUUCCAAGCAAGCCACCUCUCCAUUCACCUCGACCCCUGACGGUGGAGAGGAUGGAGUGAAUCAGGAGCGCAUGUCCUGGGAAAAGGAGGAGAACUCCGAGUCGCUGGCCGCUCCUCAGCUGCCCCUGCACAAUCUGCUCCACAACAAACCUCCCCUGGAGGAGCUCCAGCCAAUCAGCAGCAGCGUGCCGCCCGAAUCCGACUGGGACAGCCUGAUGUCGGCCCAGCAGCGCAUGGAAUCGGACAGCAAUAAAGUAUGUUCCUUGUACUCCUUCCGGAAUAACUCUACCUCUCCACACAAGCCAGAGGAGGGGGCCAGGGAGCGCGGCGACCUGCUGAGCAGCUCAGCCUUCGGAACGCCAGAGCGUCGCAAAGGAAGCCUGGCCGAUGUGGUGGACACACUGAAGCAGAAGAAACUAGAGGAGAUGACAAAGACAGAACAAGACGAAUCCUCUUGCAUGGAGAAACUCCUUUCUAAAGACUGGAAAGAGAAGAUGGAGCGACUAAACACAGGCGAACUGUUAGGAGAAAUCAAAGGAACACCAGAAAGUCUUGCCGAGAAGGAACGACAGCUCUCCACCAUGAUCACCCAGCUCAUCAGUCUGAGAGAGCAGCUCCUGGCUGCGCACGAUGAGCAGAAGAAACUGGCCGCCUCACAAAUGGAGAAACAGCGGCAGCAAAUGGAGCUGGCACGCCAACAGCAGGAGCAGAUCGCCAGACAACAGCAGCAACUUCUGCAGCAACAGCACAAAAUCAAUCUCCUCCAGCAGCAGAUCCAGCAGGUCCAGGGUCACAUGCCUCCACUCAUGAUCCCCAUUUUUCCACACGACCAGCGCACUCUGGCAGCAGCCGCCGCGGCCCAGCAGGGCUUCCUCUUCCCCCCGAGCAUGUCCUACAAGCCCGGUGAUAACUACCCAGUGCAGUUCAUUCCAUCCACAAUGGCAGCUGCUGCCGCGUCAGGACUCAACCCUCUCCAGCUCCAGCAACUCUACGCCGCCCAGCUGGCCAGCAUGCAGGUCUCUCCAGGAGCCAAGAUGCCCCCGCUGCCUCAACUCCCUAAUUCUGGUGGGCCCAUCUCCCCCUCUGGCUUGAAGAAUGAGAAGAGAGCUUGUACCCCCCUCACUCAAAUAAAGGAGGAGGGAACGCAGCCUCUCAACCUCUCCGCCCGACCCAAAACAGCUGAGCCGGUCAAAUCUCCCACAUCCCCAACACAAAGUCUCUUCCCAGGCAGCAAGAGCAGCCCGAACAGUCUGUCUAAGAGCGGAGGAAUCCCCAGCCCCAUCGGAGGAAUAGGUCGCGGCUCAUCUCUGGAUAUCCUGUCCAGCCUGAACUCAACAGCAUUGUUUGGAGAUCAGGACGCGGUGAUGAAGGCCAUCCAGGAGGCGAGGAAGAUGAGAGAGCAGAUACAGAGAGAGCAGCUGCUGCAUCAUCAGCAAGGAAUGGAUGCCAAGCUCUCUGCCCUCACCGGCAUGAGUCUGAACAACUGCAGGGUUGAUAAGGAGAGGUCUCAUUAUGAAAACUUUAGUCACUUGGGUAAACUAGGCGAGGAUGGAAAGAUCGGUCAUCACAGGGUCAUUGACCUCACCAGACCAGAGGAUUUCGAAGGUAGUAAGGAACUGAAUGGCUCUGCAGAUAAACCACAUCAGUAUUAUUGUUGGCCAACAGGAGGCGCCAGCUCUGCCGAGGCACGGGUCUACAGGGAACCCCGGGGACGGAACAACAACGAACCUCACAUCAAACGGCCCAUGAACGCAUUCAUGGUGUGGGCCAAAGACGAGCGCCGCAAAAUCCUCCAGGCCUUCCCAGACAUGCACAACUCCAACAUCAGCAAAAUCUUGGGGUCUCGCUGGAAGUCCAUGACAAACCAGGAGAAACAGCCGUUCUAUGAGGAGCAGGCGCGCCUCAGCAAGAUCCACCUGGAGAAGUACCCCAACUACAAGUACAAGCCCCGGCCCAAGCGCACCUGCAUCAUCGACGGCAAGAAGCUGCGCAUCAGCGAGUACAAGCAGAUGAUGAGGUCGAGGAGACAGGAGAUGAGGCAGUUCUUCACCGUGGGGCAGCAGCCACAGACACAGAUCCCCAUCACCACCAGCGCAGGUGUCGUCUAUCCUGGUGCCAUAACCAUGGCGACCACCACGCCCUCCCCUCACAUGACAUCAGACUGCUCCAGUGCUUCGGCCAGCCCCGAGCCCACCAUCCCCGUCAUCCAGAGCACCUUCAACAUGAAGAUGGAACCCGGCACCAUGGUGCCCAACGACCCGGUGAACGGCGAGGACGAGAUGGACAUGUACGAGGACUUUGAGGACGAGCCCAAAUCGGACUACAGUAGUGAAAAUGAGACACGGGAGCCCGUCAGUGCCAACUGAAGCUAAGACACCCAGCGAAGAAUAUUCCCCUUUUAUCGGUGGGAAUACUGAAGUAGACGAAGAAAAAAUAACGAACAAAGACGUAGAAAAAAAAACUUGUUUCUGAUGAUAUACAGUACCUUUUGGGAGCCAGCAUGCAGAUGUGGCUCCCGCAGAUUUAACAGCUAUUGGUCUUAAGUGUUUCUCCGAGCGUGAAACAAUUGGAUUGUGUUUUAUUUUGGCUUUUUUAAUUGUUAUUUGUUUGAUUUAUUUCUCAUGUUUUCAUCAUGGACGUUGAUCAAUUUAGGGUAUUUACUACAACGUUUUGAAAAACAGGACUUGACAAUUGAAACAUUUCAUACGAACGCAUAACUCACAGUCUUACUUAAAUACACGUGGAUUUAAACAUGUAUUUGUUUUAUCGUUUGAAGCGUACAUUACUGUUUUCGAUGGGGUUCUAUAUCUCACUCAGGUAUGCUGUACCAGCCAACAGCUUAUGAAUGUUUUUAAUCAGAACUAUUUCAAAUGAAAAAGACAACAAAGCUUCAUUUGACAUUUCAUAAUGCGACAAAACUGAAGAAGUCCUUACAUUUGCUGAAAACUCCCCAUUAUUAUUAUUAUUAUUGUUGCUUUAUUAUUAUUAAUAUUAUUAUUAUUGUUCAUAUGUUUUAAAAGUCCAGAUGUGCCAAACAUAUCAUAAGCUUCCUGCUCGUAAAUCUUAAAAAUGUAAAGUCUUAAGGGAGAGACCGCACGAGUCUUAGACAAUCCUCGCAAUGCUGUCCUAGAACGUAAAAAGCCCAUGAUUCUUCUCUUCUCUAUUGACUCGAAUGCUCAGGAACUAAGAGUGUCAUAGUUCUCCGGGAGGUUGAAUGCAGUGAUCGUCUGACCGCCGGCCUCUGUCCUCUCCCAGCGCUCUAGUUCAGUCUUACCCGCUCGGUUCUUAAUCAGUGAUUGUAAUCAGGCCAGAAUGCCAAGGGGCCAAAAGGCAUCCAAUCUGCAGAAUUGGACAGGCAGCAAAAGGCAGCUUUGGUGCAUUACAAUCACAAAUUGCUGUUGUACAAUAUGCACAUUCUGCUAAACCCUUUAGCCCCGUUUUCCGGGGCAGACCAUUGAAAGUCUUUUAUUUGCGCUUAAGUCUUGUGGACAUUGUAAAUCUUAACUGACAGAAGAUAGUCUUAAAGCGGAGCGUGACCUCUGGGCUUCUGCAAUGUGUUUAUCAUUAAGUCUUAAGAGAACAUCCAGUUUAUCUGGAGGUUUUUUUGGCCAGUUACGCCAGAGGUUAAGGAGGAAACCCCCCGAAAUUGCUUAUAAUGGCACUUAUUUUUCAAAUCGUUCUUCCAGAUUCAUUAUCGUUUGUAACAUUACAUAUCCUGUAAACUGAAUUGCUUAUAUGAAUCAUUUAAAAAAUAUAUACAGUAGAUUUGAAUAUGCACAAGGACAAAUCUGCCAUUUUGGGCCAUUUAUUAUUAUCAUUAUUAGAUUGGAUCCUUUUCGAGCACUUGGAACAGAAAUUCGACACCAUAAAAAAGCAUGUCCUUUGUAUUGGAAUAGGCAGUCCUGCAGUUCUAUCAAAUUAUUCGGUAACACCAGCAGUAGAACAGAUCUCAGGUUGUUUCCGUGCGGAAGGACAGCCAAGAAGCAGCUUGCGGUCAGGGCCUCUUGUUUUACGCAUUGGCCCUACCGAAAGCUCCUACGGGGCAUGUGCGCUAUUCACCUCCAUUCACCUGACCUCUGCCCACCGCACGCCCUGCCUCAAGGGGCUGCCAUCUGGCUCCCAACUUCGGCCCAUGCCCAAGAGAAGGUACUAGACAAUGGAGACGAGGCCCAUGUGGUUUAUUGUGCUCGCUCUCCAUCAAUGUGCACCGGCCAGAAGCUAGCACGAGGUGCUAGCGAGCAGAUGGAACAAGUAGAUCAAGCUGUGGGGGAUUAUUAAAAUGACUGACGAGUCGGUAUCAUCCGAAAUACAGCAUUAUUAAUGCAUGAGUCCCGCUAUUUUGCCUUUGCCCUUGAACCUGUCUCUUUCAACGGUAACCCGGAGAUUAGAAUAGACAAGAAAUGUCACAGUGAGGCUGCUGGUCACUGCAUUACCUCCAAAGGUCUAAAAGGUACCAAUGGGUAUUUAGCGCUUAUAUCUCCCAGCAGUCGAAGCAUUAAAUCUUUUAUUCAACGCCCCUCUUUAAAAAGCAUUUACUUAAUUCGUAGAAGUUCAGAGCACUAGAAGCUCGUAUUCGUACCUUAAUUUCGUUUUUGUUGUAUUUUAGUUUGUUGUGAUUUUAACAUGAGGUACAAUACUUGGCUGAUGGGUGUCACCUGACAUCCGCGUUCAGUUUUUUUUCUUCCCUGCUUACAAGCCAGCGUUUAUUUUGUAAAGCUGUUAUAUCUGUUUGCUGGUGGAUCGGUUGAUUUGUACGUGAUUUGUACAUAUUUCCUUGACCAUGCCAAGCCAGUUCUUUCGGCUGGUAGUAGACAAAAGAACUGUUGUUGAGACUGAAACUUGAUUGCGCUUGUAUAGAUAAAAAAGAAAAAAGAACAGAAAAAAAGAGACAUUUUCAAUCUCACAAGGAGACAAUGAUUCAAAAGUGUUACAAACACUGGAUAUAAAUGGUAUUUUUAUCAAUUCUGACUAAUGUGAAGCCGUUGUGCAAGGAAAAAGCCCUACACGAACAAGUCACCUGUUUGGACUCAUGUGUGCACGCCUCACUGUUGCCAGAUUUGAGUCAUUUUUCUCUCUACAUAUUUUGUUUAUUUAUGCAAAGACACGUGAUGAAUGAACACUUUGUUUAAGCUCCAGUGCUGCCUAGGGGAGAAAGAGCAGUGUACUCGACGGAGAGGCUCGCAUAGUGACUGGCCAACUGAGACACACCGGACUUCAGUAGCACAUUUUAAUGGUCAUGUAUGUUUGUGUUGUAUAUUGUAUUUGAAGCUCUCUAGUGCGUAUAGACAUUUUAUUGUAUUUAUUAGCCAUUAUUGGCUCUAAAAGUGUCAGUAGAACAUAAUUCAAGGACAAUCAGAGAACAAGAAUAAAAACAAUGACAUUUGAAAACGGAUUGGAGCUCAAAACAACGUUUCUUUUAUUAUUAUUAGUAGUAGUAGUAGUAGUAGUAGUAUUUGGAACAAAUUCUCCAUCUCAUUACAGAGUUUUUUCUUUGCUUUGUAAAUAUAACAUAGAAAAAUAGAAUUUUAUUUUUGUUCAUGGAUACUUGCUGAAGUAUAAAUUAUGUGUUUUUCUUUUUGUGUGUGUGUGUAUGUUGUUGGUCAUUGUACGUAGAAAAAAAAUAAGAAAGACAAUUCACUGUACCUCAUGUUGUUGCUGAAUUCACAUCCCUGUCGAAUGAGUAAUAUUGGAGACACAGCUGAGACACCCGGGCAUCUGAACCUCGCACUCCACACAUUACUUUUUGUCUUUUAUUUCGAUUGUGUUAAUGCGUUCUGUAGCAAAGGAAAAUCUUGAAAUCCUUGUACGUAUUUUUUUUCCACAGUUUUUUUUAACAUUUUUUUAUUGCUGAGGUACUUGCUGCAGUUUAAAUAAUUGGUUCUGUGCCAAAUUUGUAUGAGCGAAUAUGUAAUUAUGGGGAAUCAUAUCAUACAGCAUCAUUUAAAAACACAUUGUGGAAUGGGGAUGUGCAAAUAUUUAUUAGAUUUUAUUCUGCACAAUGCAGACCCACUCAUACUCAUACAGUAUUUUGCUCUGUGUUGCUUUAUAGUGUUUAAUAGAACAUUUCUAAUUCAUCCGACAACAACUACUAUUACAUUUAUUUUAUGAUACAUGACUGUCACUGCCAUAUUAUAAUGAAAAGUAUAGGUACAAUGACUGAGGACAAAGCUUGGGUGUUUCUACUUAUCUUACUGUAAUGCUUUUGUUUUCGGUAUGGACUUUUGUGAUGUAUUUUGUGGGAUAGUUUUUGUUAAUUUAAUCAGCACAAUUCACUGACAUGCUGGACUGACGUGCUAGCUGCUGUUCAGAUGAGUACAAUUUUGCUGUCAGGGACAACAUGCUGUUGUCGAUGGUGUUUUGCUUUUAGAUUUGUGCAAUCUCUCAAGCAACACUGUGCUCCUCUGUCACUAGGUGCGCUCUUAUUUUGAAUCCCGCUAGCAGCCUGAUAACACUUUUUUUUUUCCAUUUUGUCUUUCUGUGUAUGUGUGCGAGUGUGUGUCUGUGUGUUUAGAGACCGGUUUCUCAGCAGGUACAUAGACCCAUGGCAGGUAUUAUUGUUUGGGCGUUAGAGAUAUAGAAUAGUAUCUGUUGCUGCUUUUGGAAAAAAAGUUUUAAGUCUAAAAUGUAAAUAGUUUAUCAUAUCUUGUACAGUCCAGUGUAAAGUUUUUAAUUGAACUUAAAAAGGUUGCCAUCACAUUUGUGUUCACAUUCUUCUUUAUACAGUACAAAAGACAGCUAUAUGCUAAGGACGUUAUUGUUUAAAAAAAGGCACUAAAAAUAUUUUUGCUUGGCUUUAGUAUGUAAACCAGCAGUGAUUGGUUUCCAUGUGCAGUAUUGACGUGAGGUAAACUAAUUAAUACUACGUUGUAUGUCCGGAGAUCAGUCUUCUCUGUAAUGGUAGUAUUAUUAUAUCAAAUCAAAUAAACCUGAUGAGUGACACAUUUCGGUGUAUUUAGACACCUUAGUGGAUUGUACAAAUAUUUAGGUUGUUCUCCCCACGAGCAGCAUUUGGCAUAUUGUAAUGUAACACCAUUUUUACAGUAUAUUCUCAAUUCACUGAUGUACGAUGGCAGAUGAGGUUGUUCCUGCCUGUUUGCUUAUUUACCUCAAGAGUUCCUCUUUUCCACAAAAGAUAAAGUAUACACGCAUAUGACAAAAUCGUCUCACCAUCACUCCAUCUUUUGUACUGCUGUUGACACUUACAAAUUA
This is a messenger RNA of Triplophysa rosa, 8304 nucleotides long. RefSeq names its product SRY-box transcription factor 6 (gene sox6). The record is from RefSeq and is a predicted model, not a curated record. Gene Ontology annotation, biological process: central nervous system development; cell fate commitment; positive regulation of chondrocyte differentiation. Lineage: Eukaryota; Metazoa; Chordata; Actinopteri; Cypriniformes; Nemacheilidae. The coding region runs from base 1041 to 3461 and encodes 806 amino acids. Gene Ontology annotation, cellular component: nucleus. The transcript is spliced from 18 exons. Gene Ontology annotation, molecular function: RNA polymerase II cis-regulatory region sequence-specific DNA binding; DNA-binding transcription factor activity, RNA polymerase II-specific.